This is a messenger RNA of Trichobilharzia szidati, 551 nucleotides long. Lineage: Eukaryota; Metazoa; Platyhelminthes; Trematoda; Strigeidida; Schistosomatidae. The record is from the annotation of a GenBank genome assembly.
UAGAUUUGUUUUUUCUCCUCGGAGUACCGCGAGAAACGUAGAAAUUGCCGGGAUGGGUGAAUCCGUGAACAAGGAUGCAUCAAGUGAGCAUAUCAAUGUCAAAGUUCAAGGGCAGGAAGGGUCAAUCAUCCACUUCAAGAUAAAGAAAAAUACCCCCUUACGGAAGUUGAUGAUGGCUUAUUGCGAUCGACUGGUUAGCAUUCAUCAAAACAAGGCUAAUUACAUUUCAGGGUUUAAAACAACCUACUGUACGAUUUAUUUUUGACGGAAAUAAUAUUCAUGAUACUGACACUCCUGCUUCGGUAAGUUCUUUAAUGACUUAAUAUUAAUCCUUUAGUUGGACAUGGGAGAGGAUGACACUAUUGAAGUUUUUCAGACACAAACCGGUGGCCUUUAAUCGUGAGGUCACACCACAGAAUUAUGUAUACAUUUCUGCAUUGUUUUUGGCUCAUCCAUAAACGAUGAUGUACUUGUCAAAUUUUCUAUUACGCAUUUCUCAAUAUCAUAAUCUAUGAAACUAUAUAAAUACACGUCUGUUUUGAUCAUAUGGA